Phycomyces blakesleeanus NRRL 1555(-) is the source of this 792-nucleotide messenger RNA. RefSeq lists its product as hypothetical. The annotation marks the transcript as partial. The transcript is spliced from 2 exons. Lineage: Eukaryota; Fungi; Mucoromycota; Mucoromycetes; Mucorales; Phycomycetaceae. Gene Ontology annotation, biological process: protein phosphorylation; intracellular signal transduction. The record is from RefSeq and is a predicted model, not a curated record. Gene Ontology annotation, molecular function: ATP binding; protein serine/threonine kinase activity.
GUUGGUAAGGGUGCCGGCGGAUCUGUCCGUUUAAUUCGCAGACACACAGACAACAAGACCUUUGCUGUCAAGCAGUUCAGAAAGCGAUUGCCUGCCGAAAACGAAAAGGAAUACGUUAAAAAGGUCACUGCCGAGUUCUGUAUCGGAUCCACUCUUCACCACCCCAAUGUCAUCGAGACCCUGGACAUCAUCCAGGAGGGCUCUACAUUCUAUGAAAUCAUGGAAUUCGCACCCAACGAUCUAUUCAACGUUGUCAUGAGUGGCAAGAUGACCACAGAAGAAAUUGGCUGCUGCUGGCGCCAAUUGUUGGACGGCUUUGCUUAUUUGCAGUCAAUGGGAAUUGCGCAUAGAGAUCUCAAGCUGGACAAUAUGGUUCUCGACGAUCGCGGUAUUGUUAAGCUUAUCGAUUUUGGCUGCGCAGUUGUCAUCAAAUAUCCCCACGAGAAAGAGUCCAGAAUGAGUAAAGGUAUCUGUGGAUCUGAUCCUUACAUCGCACCCGAGCAAUACAUCCAAACUGAAUAUGAUGCCCGCCUGACAGAUCUCUGGUCGAUUGGUAUCAUUUUUGUAUGUAUGACUAUCCGCCGGUUCCCCUGGCGCUUGCCUCGUCCUAGCCAGGACCAGUCAUACAAGAACUUCAUUACCCCUUCGACCCAAGGUGCAGCCCGUCUCUUCAAGAUGCUGCCCAAAGAGUCCCGCUCAAUUAUCCAACGCAUUCUGGAACCCAACCCACGGGAGCGCUGCACACUCGAACAGGUCAUGGAAGAUCCCUGGGUCAAGUCCCUGGCGAUGUGC